UCUGCUCAUACCUCUAGACUUGGCCUUUACGGGUCACCAACCGCUGCUGAGAGCUACUAUCAUCACUGCAGGCAGUGCGCUCAACAGAGGCUGAGAAAGAGGAGAAUUUGGAUACUUCCUAGUCUAUUUCUUCAACAGAAGACCGACUACAUUACCAUGAAGUGGACAUGUCUGCUCAUCUUGGCUUCUCUCGUGGUCUGCAACUUGACCGUGUCUGGAGGACAGGGCAUCCCUGAUGAGGAUGAGACGGACCGAAGGAACAUAGACGACAUCAUACUACAAAGAGCAGAAGGUCUCCUGUUACGGUCCAUUCUCAAAAAGAUGCAGGAUGAAGACGGCAGAAACGAGGGAUCUUCCUCUCAAACAGAAUGGGUAACAAAACGACAGCAUCCCGGUAAGAGAUACAACGAGGAUUUGGAGAAGCGGCAGCAUCCGGGGAGGAGAGAAGAAGACGAGGAUGAACAGUACUUGGAUGUUCAAAAGAGACAACACCCGGGCAAACGCGAAGAUGAAGUGCACUCGUUCAUGGAGCUCCAGAAAAGGCAGCACCCGGGAAAGCGCUUCACGACGGGACAGAUUUCAGAAAACCCCGUAAUGCUCCUGAGUGAACUUUCAAAACGACAGCACCCGGGCAAACGCUACCUGGUGCUACACAGCAAACGCCAGCAUCCAGGUAAGCGCCAUCCCCAGGAUGAGGACGGCGAUGGGGACUGGGAUGCGGAUGCAGAUGGAGACGAAGACCUCGCCGAGUUGGAAAAGCGUCAGCACCCAGGAAAACGGAUUUGGGAUAACUCCAAUCCGGAUUUAGGCACAAACAGCCCAUGUGAUGUAUUGGACCCUACGAGCUGCAGCAAGACCAGUUUGCUGCUCGACUUUUUAGACAACAUUAACAAGAGUCAUGCCGAGGAGAAGAGACAACACCCGGGUUAAAGGUUUGCACCCGAGGAGGAUUUAGUGGAUGGAGAGUAGGUUAAGCAAAAAUAUGGUGUGCGCGUACUGCUUUAUUGUAAACAAAUAAAUGUGUAAAUUAAGUGACCAUAAUGAAUUAUUAAAAAUGAAAAAAUAAUUUACAUCAUUUAACCUUUUGUGCUACAGUUUUUCUUUGGCAGGAAGUUACUGUAUCAUCGCAAAACAUUUAUCUGCUGUUGUUUUUUCUUUGGAGAGCCUGUGCGUAAUUGUCCUCCAAACUGGCUAUAUCGCUGUAAAUAAGGUUUUCAUGAGAGUGCGUGCCCUAAGUUGAACUUUAUUAAUGAGUUAUUAUUAUAUUUAUUUAGUAUUCAUUCCGUUAAUUAGGCUACUGAAGAAUGAAAGCAUUAGUCUACUGACUUUUGGAUGUUGCCUCUGUGAGGCAACAUGCACUUGUCAGUACAGUACAUGCUUGAAAUAUGAUCAAAGUGGCUAACGUUUACAGCUUUGCAUAGGAAAUUCCUUCAUUUAUUGAUUUGUGAUUCAUUCUUUUCUACUUAUGUAAACUAUGAUGAAUAUCACAGCAAAUAAAAUGUCUCAUUGAUUAUUUUUCUACACAUUAUUGCAUGGAUUAAGUUUAUUUAACCUAUUGUUGUAAAUUAAAAGCUACCUUUGCCUUAAAGUCAACCACCAAUGUUUUUGUUGGACAAUAAAAUGCAUUGGUAAAAAUG
Siniperca chuatsi (mandarin fish) is the source of this 1637-nucleotide messenger RNA. RefSeq names its product thyrotropin-releasing hormone (gene trh). Gene Ontology annotation, molecular function: thyrotropin-releasing hormone activity. The record is from RefSeq and is a predicted model, not a curated record. The transcript is spliced from 3 exons. Bases 157 to 930 code for a protein of 257 amino acids. Gene Ontology annotation, cellular component: extracellular region. Gene Ontology annotation, biological process: hormone-mediated signaling pathway. Lineage: Eukaryota; Metazoa; Chordata; Actinopteri; Centrarchiformes; Sinipercidae.